Messenger RNA from Ornithodoros turicata, 345 nucleotides. RefSeq lists its product as uncharacterized. The coding region runs from base 1 to 315 and encodes 104 amino acids. NCBI's taxonomy places the organism in Eukaryota, Metazoa, Arthropoda, Arachnida, Ixodida, Argasidae. The transcript is spliced from 4 exons. The record is from RefSeq and is a predicted model, not a curated record.
AUGUGUACCUGGAUGCGAGAACAUCGUGCAAGUGCAACUUGGAUUGACACAAAAAAGGACGAAUUGAAACUUGACGCCGUUCCGACAGUGUUCCACGAACAAAGCGAGCCAGCAACUUCGACACUGCAGGCAGCUCGACAGGGUCAAGCGCAAGUGAAGGACCAGGUGCUGCUGAUCCAAGUCCCAUCCAUCCAUGAAACGGCAUCAAACAAUGAUCUUCCAGAACAGUGCUUUCUUCGUCCAAGUUCAAGAAGUAAAGAGAAUGACUUCAUGGCUUCUACUGACAUCUCACAGCUACAUGCCAAGACAAAAUAACUUGAAAACAGGAAAUGAAAAGAAAAAAAA